Messenger RNA from Pseudophryne corroboree (corroboree frog), 9674 nucleotides. RefSeq names its product myosin IXA (gene MYO9A). The transcript is spliced from 44 exons. The coding region runs from base 799 to 8724 and encodes 2641 amino acids. The record is from RefSeq and is a predicted model, not a curated record. Gene Ontology annotation, cellular component: axonal growth cone; actin filament; myosin complex. Gene Ontology annotation, molecular function: actin filament binding; GTPase activator activity; ATP binding. Lineage: Eukaryota; Metazoa; Chordata; Amphibia; Anura; Myobatrachidae. Gene Ontology annotation, biological process: intracellular signal transduction; establishment of epithelial cell apical/basal polarity.
GUGCGGGAGCACCGUCCCCUCCUCAGGGUCAGCGCUCCCUUCCCAGCGCCUCCGCGUCUUGUGCUGAUGGUGGCGAGCACGGGAGGAGGCCGGCGGUGCCCAUAAUUUGCCGCUCCCUGCCCGGCUGUCUCUGUGUGCCAUCCGCGGCUGUCAGGGUUGUCUCUGCGGCUAUUAGAGGUCGCCUCUGUCUCAGCGCAGAUCCGCGUCUGUGGCCGCUCUCUCUGUCUACCCCUGUAGUAAAUCUCUGUCUCUCUCUGAACACGCCUGCUUGGGCUGUUCCCCCACCCCCUCCCCUCUCUCCGCCCUGCAGUCACAUCCUGCAGUCUCUGUCUCUCUCCUGCCGCUGUCUCCGGGGUCUCUUCCUGCUGGGAUUGGGAGAGACAUCUGUGAGCCGUCUCGCCAGGGUCCCCCCUCCCCGCCCAGGCGAGCUGAGUGCCUGCGAGUCCCCGGCCUCUCCAGGCUGUAUCUGAGGAAAGGGCCUCCUCCUCCGUCUGUGUAAGGCCCAUGCCAGCUCCCUCUGCAUGUCUCACCCGGGCUGUGUACGGAUUCCCGGCUCCCAGGCCUGAGGUGCCUCUCUUCCCGCUGUCUUUGGAUACAUCAGCGGGCGUCUCCGGACUGAGCAACCACUAUUCUAAUGACGUCUCAUCAGCCUGAGCUGCCUGGCUGUCUCUUACACCCUCUGGAUGUCUCGCCCUGCUGUCAGGACACGGCCUGAGAUCUUCGGGAACAGAGAACGGGGUGUCCCCCCACUGACGGGGAACCGUCGACACUCCUUCUGAUGGGACACGGAGUCCCGCCAUGUCUGAGGUGGGAGGUGGUGGUGGGCGCCGCCGUCUACUGGAAGAAGAGUUCACCCUGCAGGUUUACCCUGGCAGCAUCUCACCAGAGGUCAUCUACUGCCCAGUGCCUGCCCGCUGGCACACCACAGCUGCUGAUGUCAUUGAUGCUGUCAUUACGGCACUGCGCUUGGACAGAGCCAAAUGCUAUGUGUUGGCAGAGGUCAAGGAGUUUGGUGGAGAAGAGUGGAUACUUAACCCUACCGAUUGUCCUGUUCAGCGAAUGAUGUUGUGGCCCAGACUUGCCUUAGAGGCUCGUGGUUCUGGAGAGGACUAUCGCUUUCUCCUGAGGGAGAAAAAUGUGGAUGGCUCCAUCCACUACGGUAGUCUCCAGUCCUGGUUGAAAGUGACAGAGGAGCGCCGACGCAUGGUGGAAAGGGGUUUUCUUCCUCAGGAACAGGGACCAGAGUGUGAGGACCUUUGUGGCUUGCCUGAUCUUAGUGAGAGGGCGCUGCUUGAGACUCUUCGUACACGAUUCCGACAGGAAAAGAUCUACACAUAUGUUGGAAGCAUCUUGGUGGCAGUUAACCCAUUCCGUUUCUUACCAAUUUACAACCCUAAGUAUGUGAAGAUGUAUGACAACCGAAGGCUGGGAGAACGUGAGCCUCACAUUUAUGCAGUAGCAGAUGCUGCUUACCAUGCUAUGCUCCGUCGGCAGCGAAAUCAGUGCAUUGUUAUCUCUGGGGAGACGGGUUCUGGAAAGACCCAAAGUACCAACUUUCUUAUCCACCACUUGACUGCUCUCAGCCAGAAGGGAUAUGCCAGUGGGGUGGAACAGAUAAUAUUAGGAGCUGGACCAGUGCUGGAGGCUUUCGGAAAUGCUAAGACAUCACAGAACAACAAUUCCAGUCGCUUUGGGAAGUUCAUCCAAGUUAACUACCAUGAGACAGGAACAGUCCGCGGAGCGUAUGUGGAAAAGUAUCUUCUGGAGAAGUCCAGGCUUGUUUACCAAGAGCAGCAAGAGAGGAAUUACCAUGUUUUCUACUAUCUGUUGGCUGGGGCCAGUGAGGAGGAGAAGGCAGAAUUUCAUCUUGAUCUUCCAGAGAGCUAUCAUUACUUGAACGAGAGGACACGGAAGCCUCAGAGACAGAGUUGGGGAGUAUAUGAUUGUGAAGAUGAAACCGAUUCCCUGAGCGGGGAGGGUGAGGAUCUCAGACAUGACUUUGAGCGACUGCAGCUGGCGAUGGAGAUGGUUGGCUUCCUGCCAGCAACACGUAGACAGAUAGUGUCUUUAUUGUCUGCAAUCCUGCACCUUGGUAAUAUCCAGUAUAAGAGGAAGACCUACAGAGAUGAGUCAAUUGAUAUUUCAAACCCUGAUACUCUGCACAUUGUGUCUGACCUUCUGAAGGUGCGUGAAGAAAUGCUUCUGGAUGCUUUGAUUACUAGGAAAACUGUUACUGUUGGAGAAAAGCUCAUCUUGCCGUAUCGCCUGCCAGAGGCUAUCACCGUCAGAGACUCUUUGGCCAAGUCUCUUUACAGCGCCUUGUUUGAUUGGAUUGUCUUUCGCAUUAACCAUGCUCUGCUCAACAUCAACAGCAAGGCGAUAGAUGAAGGAAGUCAGACUCUAUCCAUUGGGGUUCUUGAUAUCUUUGGCUUUGAGGACUACGGCAGCAACAGUUUUGAACAAUUCUGUAUUAACUUUGCCAAUGAACGUUUGCAGCAUUAUUUCAAUCAGCAUCUGUUUCAGCUGGAACAGGAGCAGUAUCGAUCAGAGGGAAUAACCUGGAAUAAUAUUAACUACUCUGAUAAUGGAGGUUGUAUCAGUCUUAUCAGCAAGAGGCCGACGGGGCUGAUCCAGUUGCUGGAUGAGGAAAGCAAUUUCCCCCAAGCUACUCAUCAAACGCUGCUUGAGAAGUUUAAACGUCACCAUGAAGGCAACCCCUACAUUGAGUUCCCAGCAGUUAUGGAGCCAGCUUUCAUUAUCCAGCACUAUGCUGGCAAGGUCAAAUACGGUGUUAAGGAUUUCCGGGAGAAAAACACAGAUCACAUGCGCCCAGACAUUGUGGCCUUACUGCGCAGCAGCCGGAAUGCCUUUAUUCGGGGAAUGAUUGCCAUCAAUCCAGUGGGAGCAUUUCGUUGGGCUUUGCUAAGAGCAUUUUUCAGAGCACUGUGGGCUUUUAGACAGAGUGGGAGAAACAACGUGGGCAAGAAGACUGGCUCGGGCCCCCCCUGUACACCGGGGCCUCCAGGCUCAUCUCACAAAGGCCUUUCUAGCUUUAGCUUUCUGCAGCACCCCGUCCACCAAAGGAGCUUACAGAUCCUGCAGAGGUGUCAGAACGACCAAUACAAUAUUCCCCGUAGGACUCCUCGCACCCCUCUGUCUGAUCUACAAGGAGUAAAUACCAUACAAGAAAGAAGCCCGCGAGAGCUGACCUGGGCAACACGGCGACAGGGUCGCUUGUCAUCAUCUAGCCCCUACCUAGAGGGCGGUGGAAUCUUCAUCAGCUCACCCAGCUCCAAUCUGAACAGCAACAGUGACAGCAAAUUGUUGGAGAGAGCCCAUGGCAUUCUUAUGAGAAACAAGAACACAAAAUCCAAACCUACCCUUCCCAAGCAUCUGUUGGAUGUAAAGUCCCUGAAACAUCUCUCCAAUCUCACUCUGCAUGAUCGCAUCACAAAGUCCCUACUGCAUCUGCACAAGAAGAAGAAGCCACCAAGUAUUAGUGCUCAGUUCCAGGCAUCCUUAAACAAGCUGAUGGAGACACUGGGGCAGGCAGAACCCUAUUUUGUGAAAUGCAUCCGCUCCAAUGCAGAAAAGGUGCCUUUGCGUUUCAAUGACUCAUUGGUGCUCAGACAACUUCGUUACACUGGAAUGCUGGAAACGGUCCGAAUUCGCCAAUCGGGCUACAGCUGCAAAUAUCCCUUUCAGGACUUUGUUACUCAGUUUUCAGUAUUGUUGCCAAGAAAUGUUACCCCCACUCGGCAAAGUAUUCAGGAAUUCUUUUGGCGGAUGGGACACAGUCCUGAUCAAUAUCAAGUUGGGAGAACCAUGGUUUUUCUGAAGGAGCAGGAACGGCAGUGUCUGCGGGACAUGUUGCAUCAGAUUGUCCUACAACGCAUCAUUCUGUUACAGCGCUGGAUAAGAGCAGGGCUCCAGCGCCAGAGAUUUUUGCACUUUAAAGAAGCAGCCAUCACUAUUCAGAGAUACUGGAGACAUUACAAGAGGAAGUGGAAUGAAGAAGAACCACCAGACAAAGCAGACACACUUUUUCAGGCAGCCUAUAUAAUUCAAACGUGGUGGAGAGGCUACAGGGCAAGGCAGGUCUACCUGCAAAUGAAGGUUUCAGCCAUCAUCAUUCAGAGAUUCUGGCGCAGACAUUGGAUGCAUAGGAAUAAUGCGGCAAUAUGCAUCCAAACUACCUGGAGGAGCUAUGUUCAAAGGAGGCAAUAUCAUCGUCAGAGACAACACAUUAUAACUUUACAAGCAGCAUGCAGAGGUUAUUUAGCCAGGCACAGGUUACAUUCAUCAGGAGAUCACGGUAAUAUAGCCUCCAGGUCUUUACCCCAAUCUCCAGACAUUGACAGCCACUGGGAAGACCCUUCUGAACAUAGCCACCCAAACCCCCCAAGUCCAACACCAUUACUCUCUGGAAAAGAUAUAUCGGGUGAAGUUCAUAUUCGGGAGAGGCCAAAAUCAUUGGAGAACCCCAACCAAAGGAAGGUUGUCCGAGCCAAAAGAGAAAGCCGUCGCAUGAGAGAACUAGAGCAAGCACAGUUCAGUCUUGAAUUACUGAAGGUGCGUAGUGGGGGUGUGUCUCCUUCUGAUGAGAGGCGUUGGUCUGCAGAGAUCAUUUUAGAGAAACUACCAGAUACCCCUGAAAGUGAAGGAUCCCUGGGCAGCUUGGAACUCUUUAGCUAUGAAGAAAAUCAACAGCCAUGUGAAGAUCCUACAGCAGAUCUGGCACAUUACAAUCAACAUCCUAGGUCUCCCACUCAUAGACUUUCAAGAAAUUGCAGUGAAGUAUCCCAAGAAUCCCCCACACGUGAGCUACCAGACACUUUAGUAUCAGAACCAAUGAGUUCCCAGUUAUGUGAACCUUACAGUUCCUCCACCAAAAGGUCAUUAAACACUCCAUUGUAUGAAGCCCUAAACACUACCAGUACUGAACCCACUAACCACUCCUACAAUGAGUAUCCAAGUUCUACCAUUCAUAGCCAAAUAAGCUCUAUUUCUCCACCUUUUAUAUCACACUCCAAUGGCCCACAAGAAUCUCCUCAGUAUGGAUCACUUUACUCUCAAUCCAAUGGCAUUUCAUGUGCACCUUCUGAUGAACACUCCUUGCCUACUAAUCAAGAAAAUAUUUCAUUGAAUGGACCUAUUGAAUCUAAUGUUCAAGCUACUUCACCAUGUCCUCCAGGCCAAGAGUCCCCUGUUUCCCUUUGUAAAUCUUUCCCUGCACCACAUGGAGCCUCUUCUGGAAUCAUGAAAAGCCCCACUUCCCACCAUCCUCCAUCUCCUCCUUCCAAUGCUGUUAAUAUUGCCUAUGGAUCAUCAUCCAUCUGGAGACAGAAGUCUCCUGGACCUGACUUGUCAGAGAGUGCCCCUGCCAAGACUUCCGUCCCUCUCUCUAACAAGACACAUACUCGUGAGUCCCACCUUUCUUGCAGUCUCCCUACAUUUUAUGUUCCAAACCAGGAAUAUUUUAGGGGACAAGAGCACAGUGAUGUUGGAGCCAUGCCUUCUGAAACUGCCCUACAGCGGCUUCAGAAACUUAAUAAGGAGAAGGAGGAGCUACAAAAACAACUGCAGCACGAAAAAGAAAGACUUAUGAUGGAGCAGAUCCGCAGAGAAAAACAAGAGCUAGAGAGACAACGUAGAUUACAGGAACAAAAAGGACAUGUCAGAGAUCCAGACAGCUCGCUGCAUUUGUCUAAGAUAGACAACAAAAAACAGUCUGAUAGGCCAAAGUCUCUUCUAUUACAAAGCCAACACUGGAAUAGCCCUCCUAAGACAGAGAUCAAGGGACUGACCGUUAAAGGGAAGACUAGUCCAGUUCCUCACAAUGACCGUCCAGUUAGCAUGUUCCUGGAUCAAAGGGAGCCACGUGAAGCUCCCAGAGGGAAUGUCACAGGAGACAUUGGUGAUUCAGGGAGACGCCCUUGGUUGCACAGCACUGUGAAUUCCACCAUCUUUUUUACUCCUAAAGGGAAUAUUAGUAGUGACUCAGAUAAUUCCUCCAUUCAACCACUCCGAUCUGCACGUAGUGAUUCCACAAAGAGAUUGGAUGCAACAGAGCCGUCCGGUGUAAGUGAGGCCCCGCACAGACGAAAAGCUCGCAUGGCACGAACACGAUCAGAUUUCAUGACUAGAGGAGCUCUUGGGGGGGGAGGCUCUGAGGAAGAUUCAGAUGAACAGGGUGAGCGGCUCCCCCCCUCUGAUGCAGCUGAGGAAGCAGGCAGCCUGAUCCAGGCUUGUCACAGCGACUCUGAAAUGAUGUUACAGAGAGUCCAGGGUAUAGGACGACCCAGCAAACUCCAGAAAGCUGUGUCCCAAGGAGAGAUGUCUCAAAUGUUCACUGCGCACAGGGGUCCAGAGCCGGACUCUAGGCCCCAGAGGGGAAAGAUUCGCUUCUGGGGGAAAAUGAAAGCAGCAGAGAAGUUGACUCCGCAGACAGAGGUACUAGAGAUGGACACUGAGCCUUCAGGGAAAGAAGGGAUUCAUUUCAGUGAUGUGGACUCAGGACUGUGGCUUGUUCCACACAGUCCUGAUCUCAGCCGAGGACGUGAGAAGGAGAACAAGGACCCAUCCCCGAAGGUGCAGCGCAGGAGAAGUGUGAAGAUCAGCAGUGCUGCUUUGGAACCUACACAGUGGAAGAAUGAGCGAGUUCAAAUCAUUUGUAGUGCCAGCGACCUGAAAUGUAUGGAUGAAUUCUUACUGAAAAAGAUUAAUGAUUUGGAUUCAGAAGAUGGAAAGAAGGAUUCUAUGGUGGAUGUUCUCUUCAAAAGAGCUCUAAAAGAAUUUCGGCAGAAUAUUUUCAGUCUUUAUUCAACUUCACUCAUGGGAGAAGAUGGGAAAAGCAUCCGUUACAGGGACCUUGGGGCUCUCUUUGAGCAGAUCCUGGACAAGACCAUGAAACAGCAUCAACCACGGGCAUGGAGCGAAUCCCCAGUGAGAGUUUGGAUCAAUACAUUCAAGGUUUUCUUAGAUGAAUUUGUUCAUGAUUAUAAACCUCUGAAUUACACCACAGGAAAGACACAGAAGACGGAAAGAAAAAAGAGAAGGAAAAAGGAGUCCGAUAUCGUUGAGGAACACAAUGGUCAUAUAUUUAAAGCCACCCAAUACAACAUUCCCACAUACUGCGAGUUCUGCUCUUCACUUAUCUGGAUCAUGGACAGAGCUGCUGUUUGUAAACUGUGUAGAUUUGCUUGCCAUAAGAAGUGCUGUUCCCAGAUCACUACAACAUGCAGUAAAAAGUAUGAUUGUGAGCUGUCCCCCCGUCACUUUGGAGUAGAGUUGUCACGUCUCACUAAUGAAGAGAGGACUGUUCCUGUGCUGCUAGAGAAACUUAUCAGUUACAUUGAGAUGCAUGGCUUGUAUACAGAAGGCAUAUACAGGAAACCUGGAUCCACAAACAAGAUUCGUGAGCUGAGACAGAACCUGGACACAGAUAUUGACAGUGUAAAUCUGGACGAUUACAACAUCCAUGUGAUUGCUAGUGUGUUCAAACAGUGGCUGAGGGAGCUUCCCAAUCCCCUGAUGACAUUUGAACUAUAUGAAGAGUUCCUCAGAUCUAUGGGUCUUGGAGAGAGGAAGGAAACAGUGCGGGGGGUUUAUUCAGUAAUAGAUCAACUCUCUCGGACGCACCUCAGUACUUUGGAAAGACUCAUCUUUCAUCUUGUCAGGAUCGCACAACAGGAGGAGACCAAUCGCAUGUCUGCCAACGCACUAGCAAUUGUAUUUGCCCCAUGUAUUCUCCGUUGCCCAGAUACCACAGACCCACUGCAAAGUGUGCAGGAUAUUGGAAAGACGACAGCCUGUGUGGAGCUGAUUGUGUUGGAACAAAUGAAUAAAUACAGAGCUCGCCUGAAGGAUAUCAAUAGCCUGGAGUUUGCAGAGAACAAAGCCAAGAGUCGCCUGUCUUUAAUUCGCAGGUCCAUGAAACCCGUACUAAUUGCAGUUAGAUUUAUGAGCAUAAAUCGCAGCACCCUGUCGGGGAAAGGACGCUUGCGCUCCAGUCUGAGCCCUGUGAUCUCUGGGCUCUCUCCGGUUGUUCCGGAUGCCGCUGGUGACCAUGGGUUAUCACCCAUCCCCUCAGAGGAUGAGUCCUCCGACCAGAAGGAAGCAGCCAUGCAGCAGGAGGAAAGAGUAUUGGCCCAGCAGAUUGAGACUCUACAGAAAGAGAAAGAGGAACUUGCUUAUGAAAUGUUAGCUUUAGAGCCAAGAGCCUCAGAUGACGAGACCUUAGAAUCUGAAGCGUCUCUUGGGACAGCAGAUAGCUCUGAGAACCUGCACUGCGAGUCUGAGGGGGCGGCAUCCAGCAGGACAGAAAGAACCUACACUCUCGGUUCCAUGCGAACUGAGCCAAUGAGAACACGGAGACCAGCUAAGAGAGAAAGUGACAGCACGGAUAGUGGGGACCGCAACCUUUCCUCUCCUGUUGCCUCAUCCUGUUUACCUCAUCUGGGAAGAAAAAGGUUCCAUUUACACCCUAAAUCCCCCUUUUAUCGAGAACCUGCCCCAGUUGACUCUCAGGACUCUGGGCACCCUGUACAUUUCACAAGUCGUGGAACUUUUAAUCCUGAGAAAGGACGUCAAAAACUAAAGAAUGUCAAACAAUCUCCUCAGAAAUCAAGAGAACCACCUGAAAGUGGGGAACAAAGGAUUCUGGGAUCAGAUGGCAGCUCACAGUCCCUUGUCUUGUUUGGGAGCAAUGAGUUUAUGGUUUGAAGGAAGUAUAUUCUUAAUUCUCUUAUUGGCAACUUUCAUCAACCAAAUCACAAACCCUCUUCUUGCCAAGACCUGUGCUGUCCCCUAUAGCUUUACCCUGGUGCCUCCUAUGUCACCAGGAACUACAGACCAUUUGGCAUGUGCUGCCAGCAAUCUACCAAGGAAAAGAGGGGUCAUGUCUAACAGAAGCCUUAUCCAGCCGAAUCCACUACUUAUGAGAUCUCAUUACAUGACUCUUAACACUCCCUUUAUCAACAUAUACUGAUCUCAAAAGAGAGGCUUUUAUUAUAAAUAUUAUUAUAUUAAUAUUAUUAAUUUUAUUUGUGGUUUCUAAGCCCUAUAUAAAUAAACCAUUCCCUUUAAUUUAAAGCAGCAUCUGCACUGUGGUUACACAAAGCUUUGUAAGGGUGGAACCCCUUGCAAUGCAUGGAUCAACUUCUGCGUGGGGUUAAUUACCGCAUAGCUCAUGUUUGUUCUUUUCAUCUGAACUCCAAGAUAACACUGACCCAAAAAGAACUUUAGACCUUUUGGUGAGUACAUUCCACCUGUUCUGUGGGAUCCGCAUUGUAUAAUCCAGAGAACAAAUAUUCCAGGAAUUAGACACUGUGUGCUGAGAGUUCAGAAGUCUUAAUUCAAGCGAAAUCUUCUUUUAUGCAGAAGAGGACUUGUGUGGGACAAACCUAAAACCUGGGCAGCUGCCUCUUCACGCAUCACCCUUCUGGCUGCAGAUUUUACCCCAACAUAAACCUGCUGAGCCUACUAGUGGGCAGAUACUUCCAUACUGAAUGUAAAUGUCCUGCAUCUGGGAGAAGCCACUGAGCGCAAGGUGCAAUGGGAGACAGUACUAUUGUAUGUAUUCAGUACAAUCUGUGUAAAUUUACUGCUGUAAGAUCCAUUACAUCACGAACAAACCCAGAGCUUAUUAAAGAACAAAAGCUGCAGAAUGUUAA